Messenger RNA from Haemonchus placei, 123 nucleotides. The record is from the annotation of a GenBank genome assembly. Lineage: Eukaryota; Metazoa; Nematoda; Chromadorea; Rhabditida; Trichostrongylidae.
AUGGAAAGGGGGAUUCUACGAGCGAAUGAUAGGAAUAAUGAAGUCAAUUCUAAGAAAACUAGCACGGAAGCGAGAAAGCGAUCGACCAACUCGAUCUGCCUGCUAAGUGCUGAUGACAGGUGA